Molecule: messenger RNA, 1323 nt
Organism: Juglans microcarpa x Juglans regia
Lineage: Eukaryota; Viridiplantae; Streptophyta; Magnoliopsida; Fagales; Juglandaceae
Product: probable aldo-keto reductase 1
Exons: 7
Coding region: 132-1169 (345 amino acids)
Cellular component (GO): cytoplasm
Source: RefSeq, a predicted model, not a curated record
AAAGGACAGAUAAGAGUAGUGGCUUCUCUCUCACUCCUGUCGCUUCUCCUGCUCUCUCUAUAUAUAUACACGCACGUCUGAGACGCAUUGAGACAUCGAAUCUUGAGUACAGAAACACUACUUCUAAAAAGAUGGCACAAGGAAACGAAGUCCAAAUUCCAAGGGUGAAACUGGGCAAUCAAGGCCUUGAGGUCUCAAAGUUGGGGUUUGGAUGUAUGGGCCUGACUGGAGCCUAUAAUUCUCCUCUCUCUGAUGAGGAUGGAAUCUCAGUAAUAAAGCAUGCUUUCAGUAAGGGAAUCACUUUCUUUGAUACAGCCGACGUUUAUGGGCCUCAUACUAAUGAAAUUCUUCUUGGGAAGGCCUUGAAGCAAUUGCCAAGAGAGAAAAUUCAAAUUGCCACCAAAUUUGGCAUCAAAAGACUGUUGUUAUCUUCUGGUAUGGAUGUGGACGGUAGUCCGGAAUAUGUUCGCUCAUGCUGUGAGGCGAGCUUGAAGCGCCUUGAUGUGGAAUAUAUUGAUCUGUAUUAUCAGCACCGGGUAGACACAAAAGUACCUAUAGAAGAAACCAUUGGUGAACUUAAGAAGCUGGUAGAAGAGGGAAAAGUCAAGUAUAUUGGUCUAUCUGAAGCCAGCCCAGACACAAUAAGGAGGGCACAUGCUAUCCAUCCAAUCACAGCUGUACAAAUGGAGUGGUCUCUCUGGACUCGUGAUCUCGAGGAAGAGAUAAUUCCACUUUGCAGGGAACUUGGAAUUGGAAUAGUUCCAUACAGUCCUCUUGGUCGUGGUUUUUUCGCUGGCAAGGGAGUUGUUGAAACUGUGGCCACAAAUAGCAACUUGGUCAAUCAUCCUCGGUUCCAAGGUGAGAAUUUGGAUAAGAACAAGACCAUUUAUACUCGAGUAGAAAGCCUGGCUAGAAAACAUGAAUGCACUCCUGCCCAGCUAGCACUAGCAUGGGUUCUUGAGCAAGGGGACGAUGUUGUACCUAUACCUGGGACAACCAAGAUCAAGAACCUGGAUAACAAUAUUGGCUCUUUGAAGGUGAAACUUACAAGAGAAGCUCUAAAAGAGAUAUCUGAUGCUGUGCCUAUCGAAGAGGUAGCUGGUGGUAGAAGCUUUAUAAACACGAAUCAUUUACAAUGGAAGUUUGCCAACACUCCACCAAAGAAUUAAUAGUACUCUUCUACUCUGUAAUCUCUACUUACACUUCAAUGUAUCAUCACCGAUAAUAUCUUGUAUGUUAAUAACUAAUUGUGCCCUUCACGCUGCACAAUUAUCAACAUGAUUAUGUAAACUAUUUGAGAGUGAUAUUAUUUUUGCUUGCUUU